This is a messenger RNA of Echinops telfairi (small Madagascar hedgehog), 14497 nucleotides long. It is a transcript of the gene DNHD1, whose product is annotated as dynein heavy chain domain 1. Gene Ontology annotation, biological process: microtubule-based movement. Gene Ontology annotation, molecular function: ATP binding; dynein intermediate chain binding; dynein light intermediate chain binding. NCBI's taxonomy places the organism in Eukaryota, Metazoa, Chordata, Mammalia, Afrosoricida, Tenrecidae. Gene Ontology annotation, cellular component: dynein complex. The record is from RefSeq and is a predicted model, not a curated record.
AUGGCCCCGCCCCUACCCCCGCCCACCCACAGCCUUGGCCACUCCACUGCGUGGCUUCUAGCAGAGAUUCGGCUUCUAGCAGAGAUUCGGAGCCUUUGGGCUCCUGGUGAGGCCCAGCAACUCACAACUUGGAAGUGGCAGUCCAAUCCAGAGCACUGGGCAAGGUCAAUACGACAGCAGUUGAAUGCUCAACUCCUGUUGGUCCCUCAUGAGGAGAAGACCCGCUCAUCACCGGAUGAGGCCUCGUCUGACGGCCUGGAAUCUUGGAAGUCUGUAUUGCUCCCAGAGGAAGAGGAGUUGCCCUGGGCCUCGGAGAGAAAACAGAAACUGUUCCUUAAGACUGUGACCAAGGGGCAACGUCCCACAGCACUGGAGCUUCUGCUAGAUGAGCUCCAGUCACUGUUCUCAGCCGUGUUGCAGGACUGCAGCCCUGCAGCAUGGCACUACCUGCACACCGUGCUGGGUUUGCUGCCUCCAUAUCGCUCACUUCUGGGUAACCACCUUGACCUACUACUGCCUUUUCUGGAGCAAUUGUACCGCUGGGCACCAUGGGUCCAGUCCCAGCUCCAUCUGGACAUACUUGAUGCCAUAGACCAGGCCUUUCCCCCAGACAAUUCUUUGCUAGCAGUUGUCUCCCAUAUGGACUGUCACUCACAGACGCAGCAUGUCCAACAUGGGCCUCCAUACCACACAUGCCCUUUGGUGCAGGCCCAGUGUAAUGGACAACAGGUAGAGGAGGAGUUAUCUACAUGGCUGCGACCACUGACCCUGCCUGAGCUACAAAACAGUGUAGGCAUCGUUGGGGCUGAGGUGGCCCUAGAAGAGAUGCGGUGGCUGGAUGGCCUUAACCUCCUCCCCCUGGCACUGGCAACAGACAUCCCUGUACAGUAUGAAAGCAGUCGUGCUGAGAAAGCAGAGGAGAAACCCAUUGGAAGCGAAAGGAGGUCUUUGAGUGAUCAGGAAGUUCCUGGAGAAAAAACCUCCCCAAAAAGAGAUACUGACUUCUUACCUGAAACUUCCCUCCUGCGUAGUCAUGUGGUAAACAUUCUACAGAUAGAGAAAUACCUGAAAACGGCCCAUUUUCUUUAUCUCAAUGUGGCACCCAGUCGGCACUUUAGGCCUUACAACCUGAUGGUUGUGCCACCAAACAAGGUGAAUCCAGAGCACUACAUCUUCUCUCCCUUUGGGAUCCUGCAUAUGCACCCUGUGGAGGGCAGUGACACAAUGACCCUGGGUACCUGGCAUCGCCACUCUGUUCUCUGGCAAAAGCUUCAGUUCAUUCCGUUCUUUAAGAAUUACCUUGUACGCAAGGCAUUGACCCGCUGGAAGAAAACAGUGAAGUUUCAGGUGAUUCGUCAGUGCCAGCUUUUCUUACGGAAUCACCUGCUCUUGGCUGUGCCUCACUUCGGAACUGGGCUACUCCAUGUCAGCAGGCUUCUGCAGGAGCUGCACUGUGUGCCCUGGCUUCCUCAGGAGCCAGAUCAGACUUAUGAGCUACUGGAGCUGCAGAAGGCUCUAACCAAGGCGAACCACAAGGCACUCCGUCUGCUCCGUCGCUGUCUACACCUCUGCACAGCCAUUCUUAAAUUGAUUCGUGAAGACACGUACCAAAUGCAGCAGGGCCUGCAGGAGCGAGUUCUAAUUUGCAAGAAGACCAGGAAAAGCCAGGGUUCUAUAUUCCUCCAGAGGCUACAGCGCCAAGAGCUGGAGCAGAGGCUGAAGCAGGCGGAGGCCUGGCUGCUGCAGCUGGGACAGCUUGCCCGCCUGGUAGACUACAUGAUUUGCCAGAACCUUGUGUCAAUCAUGGAGAAGGAGAUAACCUCUUUUGUGGCCAACAACUUGCAAAACCCAAGGCAGAAACCCUUCCUCAAAGCACAGUUGGUCUUUGAUGGUUGUGGCCAGCUGUCUCAUGUGCCCGCUAUUGAAAAGAUGAUGCAGAUUCUAAGCGAGGGCCUACAGAAUGUGAAGGCCUCUGCCCUGCAGGUGAUCCAGUCUUCACACCUCCAGAGUUCUUGGGACUCCCUGGAUCCCCAAGCAGAAUAUGAAGAGGAUGACUCAAACAUGGCCUUCCUGAUGCCCAGGUCCCAGGGCCAGCGCAGCUAUGCUGCGAGAAUCUUCUGUGGCCAGGAUAUUGGACUGGUGUGGCCUUGGAAGUCUCGUACAAAUACUGUAGGCCUGCAGGUCCGUGGGUACCACCUGCGGGGCCAAUUCUUGCCCUUUAAUUACAAGCAGCUGCAGGAGGACCUUGACAGUAACCCCCAAAUCCAGCAGGCAAUGACUAUACAACAGGCCCUGAUGGAGGGUGUGCUGUGCGAAGUACAGGAAUUUUGCAGAAAUUAUCACUGGAUAGCUGGCAUUUAUGAAUUCCUGCAAACCUGGGGGCCUCAGAAGCUGGAAGCCAUGAAAGGCUGUCCCAUCCAGAACUACAGAGCCCUAGUGAGCCGCCUGAACACUUGGCAGGCCCGUAUCUCCACCAUGCCUGUCGAGUUGAUUACAAAAGGCAGGUUGUUGCUGCUGAGCUGCCAUGAGAUGCAGGCAGAGAUGGAUUCCAAGCUGGACAAGAUCAGGAAUGACAUUCUUGCGCAGUUGCAGGAUGAGUGUCAGAGCCGCACUCAGCAGCUGAUAGCUGAGCUCACGGACUUCAUGAAGAUCUUCCAAACCAUCAACUCGGACAUCCAUGCCAUUGCGCGGUGCUCCCAGAAGCUGAAUGAGGCCAACGAGAAGAACACCGAACUGGAGGAUCGAGUGGAAUACACACGGUUACUCCACGAAGUCAUCCGGAACCAAUUUAACCUCUUCAGUGCUGAAAACGAGGCUCUGGAUGUCUCGGUGAGAGGGCAAUUCAGGGAGUCACCUAUCUCCCCACCCCCACCCCUGCCCCUUCCCCAUCUAGUUCCCCUCCCCAGAACGACAUCCGCCGACUGUCCUCUGCUUGCCCUGAAGCUGCUGGACACGUGGGAGGCAUUUCAAUUUGAGAAAAGCCAGGCCGCAGAGUUCCUACUCAGCAAGCGACAUGCCAUUGUGCCCAAGCUGCAGCAGCUGAUGGCAGCGGCACUGGUGGAGCUGGACGUCCUGCUUGAGAAGGCCGUGUCCAGCCCCUUCAUGGACCCCACGCAAGAGCAGAGGAGUAUCGAAUGCCAGCUCAUCUCACUGGAGCGUCAGUUUCAGAGCACAGUCAGCCACCUCAGUGAACUGCGCCAUGCCUAUGCCACCUUCACUGGGGAUGAGACGCCUCUGCCCCUGCCGGCCUGUGGGACCCGUCCGAUCGUGCAGCAGCAGCGUAUCUGGCACUUGUACCGCAUCAUCUCAGAGCACAUCAGCGAGUGGAAGUGCAUGGCUUUUAUCAAGUUCAACUUUGCGAUGGCCAUGGAGAAGACACACACCUGGUUAACAGAGGUGACCCAGAUGAUCACAAGCUGGGAGCUGCAGAACCCAGUGCUACAUUGCUGCCUGCACAUGCUGGAGGAGUUCCGCAGCUACCUCCCACUGCUCAUCAAGCUGAGCAGCCUGCAACUGCAGAACCCUCCCAGCCAAUCCCUCCUGCGAGCUUUAGGGCUGGGAAGUUUCAUUAAUCUGGACCUCCUAACAUUGGGCCAGCUGAUCAACUGUCCACUGCUGGAGUUUUCCGAUCGAAUCAACCAGAUCUGGCAGUGUGAAAAUGAUCGAAUCCGUGCUCAAGACAGCCUACGGUCGCUGCAACGGUCCUGGGAAGCACGUCAGUUGCGGCUGCUCAACUUUAUUCUGCGUGUACCCUACGAGCCCCCAGCUGCAGAGCGCUCCAAGAGGCAGGCUCUCCGCGGUCCCCAGUGGGAUGUAAUAUGUCAGGAUAGUGGCACCUUCAUUCUCUCAGACUGCAGCAGCCUGCUGGACUCCAUCCAGGAGAGUCUCCAGAUGUUAUUCAAGAUCCUGGCCACCCAAAAGUCCGGUGAUUUGCACAAAACAGCUCUAGACUGGAUGACCAUCAUGCACAGCCUGGGUGCCCUGCUAGAGGUGUGGGGGACCUUCCAGCAGAAGUGGAUUUUUCUGAAUAAAGUUCUGCAUGAGAUGAAGAUCCAGUUUCCCACCUCUGAAAUGAACGCUCGCUUCAAGGUCAUGGAUGACCGGUAUCGGACCCUGAUGAAGAUCUCCGUGGAGGACCCGCUGGUCCUGUCCCUUAUAGUGCCCAGUGCUAAGCGGAGCCCUCACUUCCAGGGGCAGCAGCUGCAACAACUGCUGCACGCAGGCUCGGUGGAGCUCGAGGGGAUCAUCGUGAUGCUGGAGGGUGUGCUCUACAGGGUGCGUGCUCGCUUUCCCCGCUUCUUCUUCCUGAGUGACAGUGAGCUGGUGGCCCUUCUUGCUGCCCCACUCGAGACAUGCGAAGCCCAGAAAUGGGCACAUCGUUGCUUUCCUCAUGUGCUUGCUGUGCGCUUCCAGGCCAGCCCAAUGGAUGAGAAGGAAAACAAGGAUGAGCCGGAGCCGAGCGCAAGCAUGCCCGCGCCGGUGGAAGCACUGGCCGUGCUCGGAGCAGGGGGGGAGGAGGUGAAGUUGCAGGAACCCCUUCCUCUGCAUCCUGAUCUCUCCAAGUGGCUGGCCUCUUUGGGGACAUCUCUGCGCAUGGUCCUGGUCUCCAUGCUGCAGGACUGUGUGGCCACCCACCUCACUCAGGGCCCGCCCCCAGAGUUCUCCCAACAGCUGCCUCCUCAAAACCAGCCAGUCUUGUACCAGCAUAUCUUACACUGGCUGGCUCUAGCCCAGACCUUCCCUUGGCAGUGUGUGCUGGUGGCAGAGCAGGUGGUGUGGCGGGCGGAGAUGGAGGAGGCGCUGCUUGAAGGGAGCACCCUGGCCAUGUUCCCCGUGCAAAUGCGCAAGCUGGAGGUACUAGUGCACUUUCUGCGAGCCCAAAGGGUCCGCCUGGGUGGGCAGCCCCUGCCCUCUGUCCACCAGGCCAGCCUGCUCAGUGCCCUCCUGGUCUUGACUGUGAGCCACCGGGACAUAGCACAGCUGCUGCGGCAGCAUGACGUCAGUGAUCUGAGAGACUUCCACUGGGCCCGCCAGCUCAAGUACCACCUGGGUUCCUCUCACAUGACCAGGAGUCCCCUGCAGAGACUCAGGACUAUCAGUAAGUCUGCCGGACCCUCUCAGCCACCAGCUCCCUGCUGGAUAGAAGUGCUGGGCCGCUCCUUCCAGUAUAAUUAUGAGUACCUGGGCCCCAGGCUGAAGCUGCUACCCACCCUGCUGCCUGAGCGGCCAGCCCUGGUGCUGCUACUGGCCCUCGAGGAGGUGGCUUGCGGCACUCUACUGGGCCCUGAUGGUGUGGGCAAGACAACUGUGGUGACCAACCUGGCACGGGCCCUAGGUCGCUAUCUGGUGAUACUGCCCUGCUUGUCUAGGAUAGAGGUCCCAAGCCUGAGCAACUACUUGAAUGGUGCCCUCCAGGCUGGUGCCUGGCUGAUGUUGAAGGCUGCUGAGCACCUGCCCCCAGGUUUGCUCUCUGCCCUGGGCCAGCGCCUAGCGGAACUACGCCGUCUGUAUGCCCCGCUAUACCAGGAGGCUUCGCAAAACACCAGCACCAUCGACCCCACCCAGCCUCUGCAACUCGGCACAGGCUUCUUUGAAAACCACCAUGUGAACAUUCGCCUUGGCUACGGCUGUCUCCUGACACUGCGUGCCUUGAGCCCUACGGUGCCCGCCAACUUGCGCCUGCUGUUGCGGCCUGUGGCGUUGGCCCUGCCUGACCUGUACCACAUAGCAGAGAUGACCCUGCAGAGUGCAGGGAUUCGAGACCCCUCCCGCAUGGCCACCCGCCUCUCCAAAUUCUUCUCCCUUGAGCGUGAGCUGGUGCCUGGGCCCCUGCCCUGCCGCCUGCCUUUGCUCAAGCAGAUACUGGAAGAUACAAUCCAGAGACUAAACGUGACCCUGGAGGCACCCAAGCAACCCCGCAUCGCUGCUACGGAUGAGGGGUUGCUGCUGCAGGCCCUGCUGCAUUCACAGCUGUUCAGCAGCCCCAACGAGCCCCACCUGCACAAGCUCCGCGAGCUGCUCUGUGGGCUCUUCCCGGGGGCCAGCCAAGUGCUCGCAGAGCCAGCGACGCUGAGGCUGACGAGGCCACUGAUAACAGAGGAGCUGCAGCAGGCAGGACUGCAUCCCAGCCCUGGCAUUUUGGGGUCUGUGGAGCAGCUGAGCCAGGCUCUGAACUCGACCUCAGGCAUUCUGCUCCUGGGCCCUGCGGGCAGUGGCAAGACCACUUGUUGGCACAGCUUAUUUAAGAUCCAGAACCAACUGCCAGCCAAGGAGAAUGUAUCAACCCAGGGUUGCCAGAUGGUGGAAAUUAUCAACCUAUACCCCAGUGUCCUCAGCCCCCAGGAGUUCCUGGGAUGGCUCGAGGGUCCCUGCUGGCACCACGGUGUCUUUCCCAGGCUGCUUCGUGUGGGCACGCAGUGCAAGUACAGGGACUUGAGGAAGCUCGGGCUAGAACCUGGGGGCACCCAGCACUGGGUUGUAUGUGAUGGGGCACCCAGUGCUGCUUGGUUGGACCCCAUCAUCUACCUUCUCAGUGAUCCCCCCAAGCUUAGCCUCCCCAAUGGCCAGGAGAUACUCCGCCCCCCAGACACCUUUUUCUUGAUGGAGGUGGCAGAUGCCACAGACAUGUCUCCCACGGUGGUGGGUCGCUGUGCUCUGGUCUGGUGUGGUGGGGAGCAUACUUGGGAGAGUAUGCUUAGUGUCCUGAUGAAGGCCCUGCCCCAGGAGUACCGCCUGCAGCACCAGUCAGUCACUCAGCUCAACCACUUGGCUGAAGUGCUAGUGCCUGCCACGUUCCAAUUCCUCGUCCACCGAGGGGCUGGCUCUGUGCUGCAGGUCCAUGGGCAGCAGGCUGUCUGCCCAGGAGUGGCAGAAGUCACGAGCCUGGCCCGUAUCUUUCGUGCUCUGCUUGACCCCUACCUGCACCUAGAGGAGAAGGAGAAGACACGUGACUCAGGGGAGCUCAGCAGUAGUGAACCUAUGUCUGGGAGUUUCCGGUACUCAAAAAACAGCUCUCUAAGCAACUUGUUCCAGAUGGACGGCAAGGAUGUGCGGAGUAAACAGAGGGAGCACCUGCUGGCAGUCAACAGCUUUCUGUAUGCUCUGAUCUGGGGGUUUGGAGGACUCCUCCCUUCCAGGUUCUGGCCCCUCUUCGACACCUUUCUGAGGGACACUAUUAAGAGCAUCCCCAACUACCCCGAGCUACCACAGGCAGCCUCACUGUUUGAUCUCUAUGUGUGUCCUGAGGAUGGGACCUUGGUUCCCUUCAAUGGUCAGUACCUGAGCAGCCGCAUCAAAGGAACUCCAGCCACCUUCAACCUUUCUCCUCAGAUGGAACGGCUCUUGUAUUUAGUGGACUUGCUUCUGCCAAGAGGACAGCCAGUGCUCAUGGCUGGAGAGGCAGCAUCGGGCAAGUCAGCCUUUGUGGAGGUCCUGGUGGAGCCCAAUCACCCCUACACGUGCAUCCUCAUCAACCCGAUCUUCACUUCCACCCACCUGCGCCUCCUGCUGAGUCGAGGAGCACAGGGCCAAGCACAAACCUGCACAUGGACCGGGCAUUUCCAGGAUCCUAAAGGCUCCCUCCUCUUCCUGCUGGAGGACCUACACCUGGCAGCUUCUGACCCAGAGAAGAGCUGCCAACCAGUGUUGGAGGUGCUGCGCCAGGCCCUCCAUGGCACUGUGUAUGCUCAUAGGACCUUGGAACUGCAGACGAUGCAGCAGCCAACAGUCAACUUCUUUGCUACGGCCACAGUGCCAGGCUACAGUGAGCGCCCACUGUGCCCACGCCUCUUCCGACUCUUCACAGUGCUGGCCCUGAGUAACAUGACUAAGGCAACCCUGCUCAGCAGGCAUGCCCCAAGCAUUCAGGCCUGGCUCGAACGCUUCCCCUCUGUGGACCUAGAGGGGCUUCUGGCAGGAGUCCUGAUUCAGAUCUCAAUGGAUGCUUGGGAGGCUGUGUGUAGCUGCUUCAUGCCUUCGCCCCUCCACCCACACUACCACUUCUCCCUGCACUUGGUAAACCACCUCCUCAAUAGCCUCCAGCUGCUGCCAACCAGGAUGGGCUCCCGAGGUUUCCUGGACUGUCAUAAUCACCAGGCGCGCUUGCACCGGGUGUCAGGCUUCCGAGGCACCCGUCUGACCACCAUGAUGGCCACACGCAACCUGAUGCGCUUCUGGCUGCAUGAGGCACAGAGGACCUUUUGUGACCGACUGGACAGCCCUAAAGAACGUUCCCAUUGUGCUAAGCUCCUCUUAGAAGUGGCUCAGAGUGCCUUCUGCUGGAGGGCAGAGGACCAGAACCCGGUCAAGGGCUGUGUGAAUGAAAAAGAGGAGGAAAAGGUGCCUGAAGUGGAAUCCGACAGGGAGUUGGCCCAGUGGGGGGACUCGAGCAACAGCAGCAGUGAGAGUGAGGAGGAAGGGGACCAUUAUGCCCUCCACGUCCCCACGGGCUCACACUGCAGUAGUCCCAGUGUGAAACCCUCCGGGACACCGACCAAUGCUGACAACCUGGAGAGCACACAUCAGAGGGCAAGCAAGGAGGACGUCCCUGUGCUCUCUAGCUUAAAACUCCCGACCAAGAGAUCCAGGAGUUUAUGGCAGAAGAUAACCCGGAUGGACAUGGUUACACCCUUGUUGCUACCAGUGCUGCUACUCCAUCCCCAGGAAAAGCCCUCUGACCUGAUCUUUAGUCAGGAACUGACAUUGGGUUCCACGUUGGAGAACCCUAACUUAUACCUGGAGCGACAGUGGGCAAGUCUGGAAAAGCAGCUAGCCUCCUCAGCUGCUCAGCUGAAAAUGAAGCCCCAGCUUGCCGUGUGUCGGACCAUGACCCAGCACGUGGCCCGCCUUGUCCGGGCUUUGGCCAGGCCCCGGCAGCAUGGCCUGUUACUCUCCAGGGCUCCAAGUACUGGGCGCCAUAUGGCCAUCACUUUGGCUGCUAAUAUUUGUCAGGCCCACCUCUUCCAUCUGCCAACUGGAUCAGAAGAGGCCGUUCUCCAGUGUUUAAGGGAUGCUAGCUGGCAUGCUGGCGUGUUAAACAAGCAAGUAGUCCUGUUGGUGCCGGAGGGAGUGGAUGUCACCACCUUUCAGCGCCUGCUGGCCCUGGCCACCUCGGGCAGUUUCCCUGACCAGUACACAGAGGCAGAGCUAGACGCCCUUGAGGAACAGUUCCCCAAAGAAAACCUUGGUGUCAAACAGAAUAUCAAGAAGGAAAUGGUGUUACAGAGGUUCUACCAGCAAGUAUGCAACCAACUGCACCUGUUCUUCCUGAUCAGAGUUGACCCGGCCCACAACCAGCUGCCUUUCACCCUAUUCCUGAGGCUCCUCCAAUUGGCAGUUGCCAGCAUCGAUCACUAUGAACCUUGGGAGCAAGCUGACUUGCUCAGUGUGGCCCAACACCACCUGGAGGGUGUUCAGAGUGUACCCCUUGGUGACGGUUCUUCGAACUGCCCGGAUCUCCAGGCCUCCAUUACCAAUGUGUCCCAAGUCACGGCUCUCAUUCACCUUUCGGCUGCCAGCUACCUUGAACACCUGGGCCCUGCACUGUCACUUGCCACCCCUAAGACCUACCUAGACUUCCUGAACACCUUCCUGCAGCUGCAGCACCAGAUGGCCUUGCAGAUGAGAAAUGAGGUCCAGCGGAUCCAGAAGGCCGUGGAGAACCUGAAAUUGCUGAUUGAACACCACAGUGCCCGUUCCAACCUGGCCUUCCACUUGGAACAGCAGCUGAAAACUUCCCGCAAGAGCAUCAGUGCUCUUCAAAGUCACAUAGAACAAGACAGGCUCCUGUACAGACAGCAACUGGCAGAAUGCCAGCAGCAAGAAAAGCUCAUUGAAAACCUGACCAAGCAGCGGGAUGCCCUGCAGGCUCAGCAGGAAGUGUUCCUGGAACAGAUGGGCAAGGCAUUUUUGGGCCCGCUGAGCCAGCUGCAGGUGACUGACUUUGAAGAGCUACGUAGCUAUCGCGCACCACCAGAAGCUGUGGUCCAGGUGACCGAUGCGCUGUGUGACCUGUUCCACCGUGAACCAGGCUGGGCCAGUGCGAAGCAGCUGUUAUGCACUGAGGAUUUUUAUCAGGAGCUGAUGUUCUUCCCCAAGGAGAUGAUGACAGAUGCGGAGCUUAUGAAGUUAAGCAUCGCUCUGCAGGCUCCCGGCAUGAGCGAUGCAGCGCUGAGAGCAGUAAGUGUACCUGCAGCACGCCUGACAGUCUGGCUUUGGGCUGUUCUGCGCUAUGGGUGGGCCCAGCGCCGGGGAAUGCCCACGGGUCUGCUGCUGCGACAAGUGGAAGCUGCACUAGCUCGGGAGCAGACUCGCCUGGGCCGGCAGCAGUUCCAGGCCCACGAGACCCUGAAGCGCAGCUUGGACAUGAGUAAGAAGAUGGCAGAAGACCAAAUGGCCCACAAUCAGGUGCUGGAGUCCCUCAUUCAAGCACAGUAUGGCAAAUAUUAUAAGUGGCCCAUAAAGACUACCCUACUCACACCCAUGGCCGCCUGGACAACACAGCUGAAGAAGCUGGUAGGCCGCGGCAUGACUGUCUUCGGAGAUGCCCUCAUGUGUGCAGCUGCCAUCGUCUAUCUGGGUCCUUUCCCACCAGUGCGGCGCCAGGAGCUGCUGCAUAAGUGGCUGGCUCUGUGCGGUGGCUUUCAGGAGUCUCUGGGCCCAGAUGAUGUGGCCCAGGCUCUGAAGCCAAAGCAGAAAUAUGUCACCACACCAAAGAACCCCCUGCUGCCCACACACUCUCCCUUCAGCCUUCUGUCCUUGCUGAGCUCUGACUCUGAGCAGCGCCAGUGGGACAGGAAGCAGAAGCCCCAGGCAAAGUCUGCCCGCCUGGCUGGACUGCUCCUGCGGAGUCUGACCCACUACCAUAGCAGCCGCUGGCCUCUGCUGCUUGACCCCAACAACCAGGCCCUCAUCUGGUUGGACCCACUGUCCCGUGGAGGGAUGACUUCUUUGAUUUCGGACCUCACCAAGGACAGAGGUAAGCACAACCUCAUGAGCACUCAAGGGAGUGUGUGCAAAGGCGAGACAGGCAUGCAAGACGACAACAGUGAGAACAAUGAGGACAAGGACAAGACAGAAGAGCAGGAGGCAAAGGCACAGGAAGACGAAGAAGAAAAAGAGGACCCAGAACAGGAGGAGAAGGAGAAAGACGAGACAGAGAAGAAGAGGUCAAAGUCAACCACUGAGACUCAGUCUCCACCUCUUCGCCCACUUCAAGUGCUCUCCGGUGCUGACCCAGAGCUUGGUGUACAGCUCCAGGAGGCAGCUGCCAAUGGCAUGCCUGUACUGCUGACCAAGAUGGAAUUUGGCCUAAGGUGCGCGGAACUGCAGUGGUUAUUGCAGCGGGAACAGCUGAGCCCACCCCAGGUGCAGCCUGGCUUCUGCCUCUAUCUGAGCACUAUGCUCCCUCUCGGAGCUUUGGACAAAGUACUAAGUGGUGACUUGCUGAAGGGGCUGAGUGUGUUGGACCUGAGCCAGGACGUGGACCUCCUAGAAGAAAAUAUGCUGUCUGAAAUUGUGUGCCUAGAAAGCCCUGAGCUCAAGACCCACUGGCAGGAACUGAAAACCAGCUUCCUGGAUACUUGCAAAGCCGUGGAGGUUGCUGAGGAAAAGCUGCUGGUGAUGCUGCUGUGCCAGAACACGCAAAUUCCGAGACCAGACAAGUUCCUGCGGAACAUGGUGAGGAUCCAGGCAGAGCUCUGUCAUCUACGUGCCAAGAAGGAGGAACUGGAAGAGCUGAGGAUGCAGGAGAUGGUGUUGUGGGCGCCCUAUCAGCACGUGGUCCAUCAUGGCAUGGCUUUGGUACAGGCCCUACGCCCGCUGCAGAACCUGAUGCCGCUUUCCCAUCUGAGCCCAGAUUGCUUCAUGGCAACCACCACACAGAUUCUGAGCCACAUAAAGAAGUGUGAGGCUCAGCCAGGGGAGGACAUGGCCAGCCAUCUGCUGCAGAUGAGAAUCCAGGUGAUCCGUCAGAUGCUGGGCAGCACUGUGGCUGUUCUGGGGGUGACCCGCGUACCCUUGGUGGGUGCCUUGGGGGCUUUGGCUUUGCUGCAAGCAACAAGAAAGACACCAGAACUGGAAAGACUGGCGCUCUGGCCUGGACUAGCAACCUCUCCCAGCACAGGGCACAGCCACCACCUCCCAGGGGUGGCCCGACCAACCUGGCUAGGGCUGAAGGCCUGGCACGAAUGUGGGAUGUUAGAGAUGCUGGCCCCAUUUGCUGGCCUGCGGGUAUCCCUGGCGGGCCAGUCCGAAAUUUGGCAGGCUUACCUGUCACUGUCAUCCACAGUGCUGGGUCCUGCCCCUGGGCCUGGGCCUGAUCCCCUCAGCCUCCUCCAGAAGCUGAUCCUAUGGCGUGUGCUGCGACCUGACUGCCUGGCAGGGGCCCUGGCGGACUUCACCACCAGCGUCCUGGGCAGACCUCUGGAUGAAACACUUGGUGCUCCCACCAUGCCCUUGGCGGCCAGUCGGGCUACUCAACCCAUGUUGGUCUUGUUGCCACCGCCUGGCCAUCCCACCGCCACCCUGCAUCCUCUGACUGUCAUCCAGAAGCUGGCUGCCACAUACAAGCAGGGACAGAAACAUCUGCAGGUGAUAGCCCUGGGCUGUGAAGCCUGGGACCCAAUCCCAUUUGUGGUCAACACUCUAUGCCAAGCUAUGCACAAGGGGUACUGGCUGGUGCUGGAUAACUGUCAUCUGAUGUCCCACUGGCCGCAAGAGCUACUACAGCCCUUGCUGGAUCUGUUUGAUGCAGUUCAGGUGGUCUCCGACUUGGGUUUGGAACUUGUGGAAAGCACCAGCAUGCCCAUCGUCCACAGGGAGUUCCGUCUUUGGCUUAUUUUGCCUGCGGAGGCCAUUGCUUCCUUGCCAGUUGUGCUGACUCAGCACUCCUUGCCUGUUUUCUGGAACCAGUCCCUGGAGUUAGGCUGUGUCUUGAAGGACAGCAUAGAGCUAGCCCAGCAAGGAUCCUGCAUGCCACCCCUGACCCAGACACUGCCUCUGUUUUUUCUGCAUGGCCUCUUGCUCCACCGGCAGCUCUAUGGGCUGAAGCUGCAGGCACACAGAGGGCGCUGGAGUCAAGACACUCUGACCCACGUCCUUCAGACCCAGGGCCAGCUGUGGGCCUCUCUCAGCAAUCCCAGGGUAGCCAUGCAGGAGUUGGCCGUCUCCGUGUUCUAUGGAGGCCCUGUCGGGGACAUCAAGGACAGGGAGACUCUGAUUAGCCUCACUGGAGCCUGCCUGAGUUCUGUCAGUGGGAACUGGACCUACCCACAAACACCCCAGCAUCUGCUGGCCACUCUCAUGCCCAGCCCAGAGCUGGGGGAGCAGGAUGCUAUCGCAGAGUGCAAGGCCCAGAUGCAUCUCCUGCCCACACCACCCGAACCCCGGAGCUGUGGACUAAGUGCAGGCCCCCAGGCCUGGCUGAUGCGACGCCGAAGUCGUGCUCUCCUGAGCGAGCUGCAGCGCAGUUGUGGGACUUGGGUUCCCGGGGUUCCCAGGGUCGCCCAGCGUGCGGAGCGGCGGCUGCGGCACCGCCUCGUGCAAGUCUCACGUAGGCUGGAGGCGUUGCGGGAUCUCCUGAGCGAGGGCGCUCGCCAGAACAAGUUGGGAGCCUGGAGGUCGGUGUUGGGGCCCACGGCGCAGAGCCCUCUGGAGGGCUUCCUGGAGUCGGAGGUGCUGGAGCUGCAGGAGCUGGUGAGCACUCUGCAGUGCGACCUGGCCUGCCAGCUGGAGCAGCUGAAAGGCGCGCCCCCGUGCGCCUCUCGGCGCUGUGCCGCGGUGGCCCAAGCUCUCUGGGCUGGCCGCCUACCGCCACCGUGGCGACGCCACGCGCCAGCAGGCCCCCAGCCGCCCUGGCACUGGCUGCGACAGUUGUCCCGCCGUGGGCACCUGCUGACCCACUACCUGAGCGGCAGCGCGGACGCCGAUGUACCAGAGCGCACCUUCCACCUGUCAGCCUUUGGCCACCCGCGGCGCCUGCUCCUGGCCCUGCGUUGGGAGGCUGCCUUGGACCAGUAUCCGUCCGGCUCGCCUGGCCCCGCGAGCCAAGGUUCCAGCUCCACGCACUGCGUGCAAAAACGCCAGGAACUAACCAGCACCCCACUGCAUUUCAGGGUGGAGAAUGGCCCCAACCCCACGGCUCCAGAGGCAGGGCUGCUGCUGACGGGGCUGCAGGUGCUGAACGCCGAGUGGGACCCGCUAGCUGGGGCUUUGCAGGACAGUUCCUCUGGCCAGCCCAGCCCUCUGCCUCCGGUCAGCGUCAGCGCGCAGGCCCAGGGCGCCAGCCACCUGCCAGCUCCAGGGGGUCUGGCUGUGUACUCCUGCCCUGUGUACAUGGAAGGGCCCCUCGGGACCACUAGGCUGCACAGCAGGAACAUCCUGACACACAUGCUCCUGCCCACGAAGCUCAGCCCAGCCACCUGUGCCCAACGGAGAGUUUAUGUGUGCAGCCCACCCCUACCCUAAGCCCACACCCACAAUAAAGCGGCGACAGACUGCU